AUGCCGUGCCAGCUCGUAUUCCCUGACGAUACGAUGGCCAUUGGUUCGCCGCCGCCCGCACGCGGUUUGCUGCUUCCAGAAGCUGAGAAUGGGCAGGAGACCGAGGAAGAGAGGCAAAGACGGCUUCUGCAGAACGAGCCGAUCGUGGUUUACACUUCGUUGUCAGAGGAUGAGGUGAUCAUGCCAGAAAUAGCACGCCGCGGUGUGGCUUUGUUGACCAUCGUCGCCCUGCAAAUGGUCUGCAUCAUUGUCAUCCUUACUGGUGGUGAGGAGGACCAGCUCUUCGAGCCCAAUCAGGAGACCCCGAGCACCGUGCAGGUGACGCUGUACACAUCACAGCUCCUGAUUUCGCCUGCUUUCCUCGUCGCAUUCUACCUGUGGAGUGUUGACAUCAUGAAGCUCUACACGGUUUUGAACCAGCUUGAGCUUGUUCUGACUGCCACGCUUGCACUACGCAGUCCGUUGGACCUGCUCGUUUGUGCUUUGUACGUCCCGAUCGUCUUGCUCAGCGACUGUCUGCGCUCCUUGAUGAUGCCACAUUGCUUUAUGAUACGUGGCUGA
Messenger RNA from Symbiodinium natans, 561 nucleotides. NCBI's taxonomy places the organism in Eukaryota, Dinophyceae, Suessiales, Symbiodiniaceae. The record is from the annotation of a GenBank genome assembly.